UCGGGGGGCGCGCCAGCUCGGAGCGGAGGAGCGUCCGCGGCGUCGGUCCGGGUCGGGGUCGCCAUGGGGCGAGGCGGCGGCACCUUCGAGCGUCUCCUAGACAAGGCGACCAGCCAGCUGCUGCUGGAGACCGACUGGGAGUCCAUCCUGCAGAUCUGUGACCUGAUCCGCCAGGGCGACACGCAAGCGAAGUAUGCUGUGAGCUCCAUCAAGAAGAAAGUCAACGACAAGAACCCCCACGUGGCCCUGUACGCCCUGGAGGUCAUGGAGUCGGUGGUGAAGAACUGUGGCCAGACGGUGCACGACGAGGUGGCCAACAAGCAGACCAUGGAGGAGCUGAAGGAGCUACUGAAGAGACAGGUGGAGGUGAACGUCCGGAACAAGAUCCUGUACCUGAUCCAGGCCUGGGCGCACGCCUUCCGGAACGAGCCCAAGUACAAGGUGGUGCAGGACACCUACCAGAUCAUGAAGGUGGAGGGGCACGUCUUCCCGGAGUUCAAGGAGAGCGACGCCAUGUUUGCCGCCGAGAGAGCCCCUGACUGGGUGGACGCCGAGGAGUGCCACCGGUGCAGGGUGCAGUUUGGGGUGGUGACCCGCAAGCACCACUGCCGGGCGUGCGGGCAGAUCUUCUGCGGAAAGUGCUCCUCCAAGUACUCCAGCAUCCCCAAGUUCGGCAUCGAGAAGGAGGUGCGCGUGUGUGAGCCGUGCUACGAGCAGCUGAACAAGAAGGCGGAAGGGAAGGCGGCCGCCCCCACGGAGCUGCCCCCGGAGUACCUGACCAGCCCCCUGUCGCAGCAGUCCCAGCUGCCCCCGAAGCGGGACGAGACGGCCCUGCAAGAGGAAGAAGAGCUGCAGCUGGCCCUGGCCCUGUCACAGUCGGAGGCUGAGGAGAAGGAGAGACUGAGACAGAAGUCCAGCUACACCGCGUACCCCAAGGCAGAGCCCACGCCUGUGGCCUCCUCGGCGCCACCCGCUGGCAGCCUGUACUCAUCUCCUGUGAACUCCUCAGCGCCUCUGGCUGAGGACAUGGACCCUGAGCUUGCCCGGUACCUGAACCGCAACUACUGGGAGAAGAAGCAGGAGGAGGCUCGGCGGAGCCCCACGCCCUCCGCGCCUGUGCCUCUGGCGGAGCCGGCCGCCCAGCCCGGGGAGGGGCACGCAGCCCCCGCCAGCGUGGGGGAGGCGCCCCUCCCUGAGACAGACCCUCAGCCUGCGCCGGCCUCCGGGGGCCCCUUCAGCGAGCAGCAGUACCAGAACGGGGAGUCGGAGGAGAGCCACGAGCAGUUCCUCAAGGCCCUGCAGAACGCAGUCAGCACCUUCGUGAACCGCAUGAAGAGCAACCACAUGCGGGGCCGCAGCAUCACCAACGACUCGGCCGUGCUGUCGCUGUUCCAGUCCAUCAGCAGCACCCACCCCCAGCUGCUGGAGCUGCUGAACCAGCUGGACGAGCGCAGGCUGUACUACGAGGGGCUGCAGGACAAGCUGGCGCAGAUCCGGGACGCCCGGGGGGCCCUGAGCGCCCUGCGGGAGGAGCACCGGGAGAAGCUGCGCAGGGCGGCCGAGGAGGCCGAGCGCCAGCGCCAGAUCCAGCUGGCGCAGAAGCUGGAGAUCAUGCGGCAGAAGAAGCAGGAGUACCUGGAGGUGCAGCGGCAGCUGGCCAUCCAGCGCCUGCAGGAGCAGGAGAAGCAGCGGCAGCUGCGCCUGGAGCAGCAGAAGCAGACGGUGCAGAUGCGGGCCCAGAUGCCCGCCUUCCCCCUGCCCUAUGCCCAGCUCCAGGCGGUGCCUGCUGCAGCCGGGGGCGUGCUGUACCAGCCGUCCGGCCCGGCCAGCUUCCCCGGCACCUUCAGCCCAGCAGGCUCCGUGGAGGGCUCUCCCAUGCACGGCGUGUACAUGAGCCAGCCGGCCCCAGCUGCUGGCCCGUACCCCAGCAUGCCCGGGGCUGCGGCAGAUCCCAGCAUGGUGAGCGCCUACAUGUACCCAGCAGGCGCCACCGGGGCCCAGGCGGCCCCCCAGGCCCAGGCCGGGCCCACCGCCAGCCCCGCCUACUCAUCCUACCAGCCCACGCCCACCCCAGGCUACCAGAACGUGGCCCCCCAGGCCCCGCAGAGCCUCCCGGCCAUGCCCCAGCCGCCCGCACAGUCGAGCACCCUGGGCUACCUGGGGAGCCAGUCCGUGUCCGUGGGCUACCAGCCGUACGGCAUGCAGAACCUCAUGAGCGCGCUCCCUGGCCAGGACGCGGCUCUGCCGCCCCAGCAGCCCUACGUGGCCGGGCAGCAGCCCGCGUACCCGCAGCCGCCCCCCGCGGCCCCGCAGCCGCCCGCACAGGGGCCGCCCGUGCAGGGCAGCGAAGCCCAGCUCAUCUCCUUCGACUGACCCUGGAGUAGCCACAGCGCACGCGGACGCCGAGCCCCCCCCCCGCCCCCGCUUCAGGUCCUGAGUCGUCUCUGGCUUCUCUCCCCGGGCCGGGCCUCGGGGAGGGCGGGCGGGAGGGAAGACCCCUCCCCAGGGAGACCCGCCGCCCCGUGGGUCAGGUGGCCACGCGGACUCUGCCGGGGCGUCUCCCGGCCCCGCCACAGCCAGGGGCGGCGGCUCAGGGUCUCCACUCCCGCUUCCCAGCGCCCCCUCCCCUGCAGCGCCACCGCGGUAAUAAAAGAAUUCCAG
Molecule: messenger RNA, 2661 nt
Organism: Lepus europaeus (European hare)
Lineage: Eukaryota; Metazoa; Chordata; Mammalia; Lagomorpha; Leporidae
Gene: HGS
Product: hepatocyte growth factor-regulated tyrosine kinase substrate
Exons: 22
Coding region: 64-2373 (769 amino acids)
Molecular function (GO): metal ion binding; phosphatidylinositol binding; ubiquitin binding
Source: RefSeq, a predicted model, not a curated record